This is a messenger RNA of Lipotes vexillifer (Yangtze River dolphin), 2057 nucleotides long. It is a transcript of the gene EFCC1, whose product is annotated as EF-hand and coiled-coil domain containing 1. The record is from RefSeq and is a predicted model, not a curated record. NCBI's taxonomy places the organism in Eukaryota, Metazoa, Chordata, Mammalia, Artiodactyla, Lipotidae. Gene Ontology annotation, molecular function: calcium ion binding.
AUGGAGAGCCUCAUGCCACACUGUGCCCGGCAGCAGCUGCGGGCAGGCAGCUCAGAAGGGGGCUGGAGCUCUUCUCUCAGUGUGCCCGACACCAAGGCCGGCGGACAGACAGACGCCCUGCCAGGCCAGCGCAGCCCUCGGCGCCGCUCCAACCAGACCGCCACCGCUAAGCCCCUCCUUUCAAGAAACUCUGGGGCCGCCCCUGGAAGUGGCGGGGCGGAGGCACCCGAGGAGCGGCGCUUGGCGGCGAUGGAGCCCAGCGGCCCGGGCACGGGGACCGGCGUGGAAGGAGCGGCGGGCGACCCGUACCAGCGACCAGCGCGGCGCACGCAGUGGCUGCUGAGCGCCCUGGCGCACCACUACGGGCUGGACCGAGGCGUGGAGAACGAGAUCGUGGUGCUGGCCACGGGCCUGGACCAGUAUCUGCAGGAGGUCUUCCACCACCUGGACUGCCGAGGCGCCGGCCGCCUGCCCCGCGCCGACUUCCGCGCGCUCUGCGCGGUGCUGGGGCUGCGCGCCGAGGAGGCUGCCGCCACCUGGGAGGCUGCCGGGCAUACAGCCGCGGGAGACACGAACUCCGGGGAUGUGAUCGCUGGGCUGGCCACCGAUGGGGACGCGGAUGCGGAGGAGGAGGCGCGCCUGGCACUGCGCACCGAGCCGCCUGAGCUCACCUUCCGCCAGUUCCACGCGCGCCUCUGCGGCUACUUCGGCACCCGCGCCGGGCCCCGUCUGCCCCGCGGCGCUCUCAGCGAGCACAUGGAGACGCAGAUCCGCCUGCGCCGUCCGCGCCGCCGCCGCCGAGCGCCCCGUACGCCCGGCCCCGACGGCGGCCCGGACAGCGAACGCCUGGCGCGCUUGGAGGAAGAAAACAGCAGCCUGCGCGAGCUGGUGGAGGACCUGCGGGCCGCGCUGCAGAGCAGUGACGCGCGCUGCCUAGCACUGCAGGUCGGCCUCUGGAAGAGCCAGGCGGGCGCCCGGGAGGCGGCGCUCGGCGGGCCCGAGGCGGCGGCGGCGCGGGAGCUGCGGCAGGCGCGGGGCGCGCUGUCGGCAGCCGAGGCCCGCGCGGGGCGCCUGCGCCGGGGCCCGGCCGAGGUGCGGCGGCGCGCGGAGGAGGCCCGGCAGGCAGUGCUGCGCAGCCUGGCGCGCGUGCGCGAGCUCGAGGCGCUGGCGCGGCAGGUGCCCGGCCUGCAGCGCUGGGCGCGGCGGCUGGAGGGCGAGCUGCGGCGCUACAGGUCGGAGGACAGCCACCUCCCAACCUCACCACGAGCCAGCCCAGAGCCACAAGCCAAGAGUGGUGAACCUCAGGAUGGUGGGAGCAGAGGCCCAGACCUCCCUCCAGAGGGAGCCUGGGGCUCCGACAGCAGCUCGGGGAGCAGACCCCCACACGAAGUGGACGAGCAGCUGUUCCGCUCGGUCGAGGGCCAGGCCGCCUCUGACGAGGAGGACGACAGUGAGAAGCGGCAUCAGGAGCAGGGGCCACCGGCUGAGGUCAAGGCCCUGCUGGCCGGCCUCUCCAGCUGCGGGCGUGGGUGUGACGACAAGACGGCCAAGAAGCUCACGAUGUACCUCACCCACUUUGGCAGUGCCGACCGUGCCCGUGCCCUGGGGGAGCUGGAGCAGCUGGAGACCCAGGGCUGCAGUGGGAAGACCCUGGGGGCACCAGGGGAGGAGGUCAAGCUGCAGCAGAAGGCGGAUGAGAACGAGCACCUGAGGCUGGAGCUGCAGAUGGUGGAGACAGAGAGGGUGCGGCUGUGCCUGCUGGGGGAGAAGCUGGAGGACGUGCUGCGGCUCCUGCGGAGGCUCCGGGACCUGAACAUAUCGAAAAGAGCCCUGGGGAAGAUUUUGCUGAGCACACUGGACGCUUGCAGGGACCCUGCACAUGAGGGGACGUCUGGCCCCUCAGCCAUGCUGGAUGCCCUGCACCGAGCUCUGGCUGGCUGUGAGCUCCUGCGUAGAGAGCCCUUGGCACCAGCCUCUGCAGCUCCAGCACUCAGCAACUCCCUCCUCAUCUCCUGCUGAGGCUGCUAGCCCAGUCUGUGGGCCCCCUGGGCAGCCUG